Macrosteles quadrilineatus (aster leafhopper) is the source of this 790-nucleotide messenger RNA. Its product is annotated as protein takeout-like. Lineage: Eukaryota; Metazoa; Arthropoda; Insecta; Hemiptera; Cicadellidae. The transcript has 6 exons. The coding region runs from base 25 to 786 and encodes 253 amino acids. The record is from RefSeq and is a predicted model, not a curated record.
UGUCGCUCGCCUUGCCUCUGCAGGAUGAGGGCCCUGGUUGUCGCCGUACUCGUCGCAGUUGUCGCGCCUGCGCUUCCUGCCCCUGCCAAACUCCCACAUUAUAUGAAACCAUGCCGAAAAAAUGACCCCAAGUUGAACGAGUGUGCGCUCAAGCAUGGCAAGGAGGCGCUUCCAUUUAUUAUACAAGGCGACCCAAAGUACGGCAUCCCCAAGCUCGACCCCCUGGUCAUAGACAGGAUCGUGGUGGGGGACAGCAAGAGGCAAGGCAGCGGAGGUCUGGGGUUGGUCUUCACCUGUGAGAAGUGCAAGUUCCACGGUCUCAAGGGUGUGCAGGCGAAGGCUGUCAGGGUUGACUUGAAGAAGCAGCACAUAGAGUUGGAAGGCUCAGUACCCAAGCUGGACAUCAAGGGCAAAUACACGGCCAAAGGAAGAGUGCUCGUAUUGCCCAUAGAGGGUGCUGGGGACGCUGACCUCACGUUGCGCAACCUCAGCAUAGUAUACAGAACUGACUACGAUCUCAAGAAGGGUAAAGAUGGCAAGGACCACGCCAGAGUCAAGAACCCCAAAAUUGACUUCAAAGCGGGCGGCUUUCACAUCAAGCUGACCAACCUGUUUAAGGGAGACGAAAAUCUAGGUAACAACAUGAACAACUUCCUCAACGAGAAUUGGCGGGAAGUAAUGGCAGAGUUUGGACCAGCUGUUGUGGAAGCUGUGUCCAGGAUAGUGACGUUGGUGGUCAACAACAUCGCUGAGAAAGUCGCCUAUGACGACAUACUCAUCAAGUAGGCCA